This is a messenger RNA of Arabidopsis thaliana (thale cress), 861 nucleotides long. RefSeq names its product cotton fiber protein. Lineage: Eukaryota; Viridiplantae; Streptophyta; Magnoliopsida; Brassicales; Brassicaceae. The coding region runs from base 112 to 600 and encodes 162 amino acids. The record is from RefSeq and is marked reviewed. The transcript has a single exon.
GUUGGCUUGGCGCUCCUUCUUAGAUCUAAAACUCAAAACUUUUCAUCUUCUAUAAAUCUUGAACAUUAAUGUCCCUUCCAAGAAUGAAACCAUAGAAUACUUUAAAUCAAAAUGUCCCAAAGAAGAAGACCAAUUUUCCAAAGAGUUUCGAAACUACUAAAAAUCUCGAUCUUGAGAAGACCCAUCAUCCCAAGACUCAAGCUAAUUCCCAUAAAACAAAGAAGAUCCAAAAGGGUCAAACUCCUUCAGCAACACAACUAUAAAUUUCUCCAAGAGUAUCAAUUCUCUCCUUCAAGUACAUCCUUUAUCAAAUGCUAUGGGAAGAGCAUUCAGAUAUCUAGAUCGGGUCUUAAACGCAUUUACGGGUUAUUGUUUCUUUCUCAGUGUAUCGGCCGGUAUAAUGAAAAUGAUGACACAAUAACGCAAAGUUGGAUGGAGAUGGAGCCUUUUCAUUAUGCCCUCGGAGUUGCUUCUCCUGCAAGGGAGCAUCUGCAGCCGUUCGAUUACUUCAGCGAAGAUGAUUCGAUUGACUUGAAGGCUGAGAGAUUCAUCGAAAAGUUCUAUGAUGAGAUGAGAAUGCAGGCGCGAGAAUUUGCUUGAUUGACCAAAUGUCAAGUGUUAUUAAUUACUUUUUGAAUUUGGGAUUCUUUUCUACUUGUGUUAGUUUUCUUUUACACGUGAUUGGUAUUGUUAAUUGUCUCCACAUCAUAUUUAAGAUCUUGGAGACUCAGUUAUUUCGCUCUAUUUGAGUAUUUGAUUCUAUCCAUUUACAAUUUGAAGUUCUAUCAUUUCCUUGAUUUGAUUCUAUAAGAAUUUAAUUAGAACUAGGCUCUUGAAGUUGAAUAAGAAGUUGGCCCAUUU